GUGAUCGAAGAAACCAGAAGAUGGGCAUCAAUUGUGAAGACAGACUUCACUAGACUGAGGGAGAUCAACGACAGGCUAAUGAUGGCCGAGCGAGCAUUUCUUGAACGAGAGGGACGUCUGCAAGACCAUGUCGCACUACAGCAAAACCAAACAUCCAUCUCCAAGCACAUUCCUGAGCUAAACACCAUGAUCAGAGCAGCCAUCUUCUAUGUGUUCUUUGCCUUAACCACAUCUUUAUCCUCCUGUUUCAGUCCAAAGUCCCACUAUCACUCUCUCUUCCUAUCAAACUCCCUCGCUAACAAUGCCUCCAUAGCUCACAACCUUUACAUGCUUACCCGCCGCCCUCACGUUGCUGGCACAGAAGCCAACACCGAGACGGCAGAGUAUGUCAAGUCUAUACUAACCUCAAACAAGAUAAAGUCCCACACAGUGUCCUAUGAUGUGGCCUUGACAUACCCUGCCUCACGUUCCUUGACACUCACCCCUGAACCAGGUCAUCCACCAAUUGUGUUUGACCUCCGCCAGGAGAUCUAUAAUGGCGAUCUCUAUGCAGAUGUUGCAAACGAGGUUAUGAUGACAUUUCAUGGGUUUGGCAGGACAGGGACCGUUGAGGCACCUGUGACUUAUGCAAACUAUGGACGUGUGGAGGACUUUGCAAUGUUGAAAGAGAUGGGGGUCAAAGUUUCUGGGACGAUCGUAUUGGCAAGAUAUGGGAAGAUUUUCAGAGGGGAUAUUGUGGAUAACGCAUAUGCAGCAGGUGCUAUAGGAACUCUCAUAUAUACAGAUAGGAAAGACUAUGGAGGUGGCGGAAAGGAUGCAGGGUGGUUUCCAGAUGCAAAAUGGAUGCCACCAACAGGAGUUCAGGUUGGUUCUGUUUACAGUGAGGCUGGUGACCCUACAACUCCUGGAUGGCCGAGUACUGAAGGUUGCGAGAGGAGAGCUUACGAGGAAGCGGAGAAGUUGGGAGUCGUUCCAUCCAUACCUUCGCUUCCAAUAUCAGGAGCAGAUGGCGAGACGAUCAUAAGUUCGCUCGGUGGACGGCUGGCUAACGACGAUUGGCAAGGAAGCAAAGAUGCUCCAACGUACAGGGUUGGACCAGGGCCAGGGGUUGUAAAUCUCAGCUACAAUGCGACAAAGACUAUAGCAACAAUACAUAAUAUUAUUGGAGUGAUCGAAGGAUCGGACGAGCCUGAUCGGUUUGUCCUCCUUGGCAAUCAUCGGGAUGCAUGGACAUUCGGAGCAGCGGAUCCCAAUAGUGGAACUGCAGCAUUGCUUGAGGUUGCUCAAAGACUGGCAAGACUGCAGAAGAAAGGCUGGAAGCCAAGAAGAACGAUUAUCUUCUGCAGUUGGGAUGCUGAGGAAUACGGCCUGAUAGGAUCGACUGAAUGGGUGGAAGACAACAGAGAAGCGUUAAAAUCAAAAGCUGUUGCCUACUUAAAUGUGGAUGUCGCAGUCUGUAACGAAGGAUUUACUGCUUCAGCAACUCCUCAACUUGAUGAACUACUCAAAUGGACAACUAAACAGGUCAAAGACCCAAAGAACACGUCACAGACUGUCUACGAUUCAUGGGCAAGCUCCAGCGGCUCUCCUCAGGUUGAAAGAUUAGGGGGUGGGGGGUCAGACUAUUCAGCUUUUGUACAACAUAUUGGUGUGCCAUCAGUUGACAUGUCUUACAGAGUAGGAGGAUACCCUGUGUACCACUCAAUGUAUGAUGACUUUACCUGGAUGGAGAAGUUUGGCGAUCCUAUGUUUCACAGACAUGUUGCAGUUGCAAGCAUCUGGGGCUUUCUAGCUCUUCAGUUAGCAGACAGUGAAAUUUUGCCUUUCAACUAUCUUUCCUACGCCGAAGAGCUUCAGAAAAGCGCAAAGGAGUUGGAAGAUGAGAUAUCAAAUAAGACAACACUUGCUCCCUUGCACAAGUCUGUUGAUGCAUUAACAAAAUCCGCCACAAAAAUAAACAAUGAGAUAAAUGCGAUUGAAGAAGACAUACGGCAGGCUUCACCUCGGAAGAAAGACUUUACAAGAGCAAGAGCAAUCAAUGACAGACUAAUGAUGGCUGAGCGAGCAUUUACUGAUCCCGACGGGCUAUCUGGAAGACCAUGGUAUAAGCAUUUGGUAUAUGCACCUUCCAAGCAUAAUGAUUACGGAUCGAAGUCCUUCCCUGGGAUAGAUGAUGCAAUAGAAAAUGCAAAGACUCUGGAUACAGCAGAAGCAUGGCAGUCAGUGCAACAUGAAAUCUGGAGAGUUUCAAGAGCUAUUAAACAAGUGGCCCAGGUCCUCAGUGGUGAAUUGACAUAAAUUGCAUGGUAGCAAUACAUUCCAGAGAAUAUGAGAUGUGGUGCUACAGAAACAAUGACAGGGCAUUUGUGCUGAGUCUCACCGUAAUACAAGUACCCUGCACCCUAGCAAGAUGGUGUGGUUACUAAUUAUAUUCCAUCUACAGGAUUCUGAGAAAUUUCCUUCUCUGUAUAGACAAUCUUUCAAGUCCUUUCAGAGACGAAAUGCCACAGAUGACCUCAUGCAUGUUAAAUAAUUAUUCAGAUAAACUACUGUACUGGCAGCUUCCCAUUUCUCAUGAGUCCUUACCAUCUCGCAACAAUUCUAGUCUAACUCAAUGACCAGUAUGUCCACUUCCACUAAACUUAACCAUUUCAUGCUGAUCCCAAUCUAGUACACCCUCGACGAUUCAUUUUCACAU
Linum tenue is the source of this 2698-nucleotide messenger RNA. NCBI's taxonomy places the organism in Eukaryota, Viridiplantae, Streptophyta, Magnoliopsida, Malpighiales, Linaceae. The record is from the annotation of a GenBank genome assembly.